Molecule: messenger RNA, 1819 nt
Organism: Fopius arisanus
Lineage: Eukaryota; Metazoa; Arthropoda; Insecta; Hymenoptera; Braconidae
Source: RefSeq, a predicted model, not a curated record
AUGCUGGACCUUUUAUCAAUCCAGAAGACAAUUCCCCAGAGCAACAUGGAAGCAACCGAGGACUUCUCCUUCAUGAUGGAUCCAACUCCAUCAACUCCCAUGGAAGGUACCUUCUGCUGGUCCCCAGACUUCUCAUCUCCGCGUGAUGAUUGGGAGCACCUCAAUGUCUUCGAGUAUCCACCGACUGGAAGAGUCAGUGGACUGACCAUUGGAAUAAAUUCACCAGGAAGUACUGGAAGUGAAGUCAACACUCCAACAUCCUGGACUGGACAGGACUACGAGUACUCCAAUGAUGGCAUCAGACUGCCACCGGUUAGCACUGCCUUUUCCUUCUCCAGGAACUUCUGCAAUAAUUAUUAUGACGAGCAGAACUAUCAGGAACUGCCACAGGACUACCAGGGAAUGCAGUUUGAGUUGAAUAAUGAAGAGAAUUUUAGCGUUGUUCAGGCUGUCGAGGAGUUUGAUCUGAGUUUUAUUCGGGGGGAUCCAACGAAUUUAUUCAAUGAGGGACAGGAUGGAUUCUCCAGUGGAGGAGAUUGUUAUCCUGUGGGGCACCUCGUGACGGAGGCACUUGAUAAUUAUCGGAUUAAGGAGGAGAUCGAUGAGCCCAAUCAGCUGGUUGUCACUCAGCAGGAUGCACUCCUCUUGGAGAAGUGCAGCAAUGGUGCACCCAGUCGGAAAUACAGUCCAGAAGGGAUUCAAGGGGAAAUAUCAGAAAAUGUUUUUAAGCCCUAUCGUUGCACGGUGGAUGGCUGCGGAAAACGUUACACUGACCCAUCGAGCCUCAGAAAACAUGUGAAAAAUCACACGGAGACGUCUUCGACGCCAGAUAAAUCUGUCAGAAAGUCUGUCGAAGGAUCUUUUAAUCAAGAGAACAAUCGCAGAAUUUAUGAAGGUGAUAGCAGCACUGAUAGGCAGUUUGUUGGUAUCUCUGGGGAUUGGACAAAACUCGAGGGCAUAGACGAGAGUCAACCUGAAUUCGUGCCUUUUGAAUCUGUCGCUAGAAUUUUGGGACAUGAUGACAGCUGCAUUGAUGGCGUUGGAUUGGACGAUGGCAUAACCGACUUUCAGGAGCUCAGUCCAGAGAUUGAACGACAAUUUCUGGAUCUCAAUGAUCUGGAUGACACUGAUUUUGCGUGAAAUUGUUGACGAUUGCUUUAUUAUUUCUUCACAUUUUUACGAUUUGUUGUACCGCGGGACCAAAUCCGAGGCGUUAGACGUACUUUAGAGUUAAAUCUAGUUGAGAAGUUUUAUAUUUUUGUACAUAAAUCGAAGUGUAUAUAUUCAGAAAAUGAUAAUUGAUCGAUGCUUUAAUUGUUUUUUAGUUAUUAUUCCAUUAAUUAAUUUAGAAAAUCACAGGAUUAUUCAAUUGAUUCCAUUUGUUGAUCUUAUUGAGCUCAUCUCAGACAAGUAAUCGGUUUUUCUUCGUCGGAAAAGCGAUCGCAGAUGGAUUUCUUCAAGUCCGAUGGGGCAAUCUGUUCAGUCUUGAUUGAAUCGUACUGAAAUAAAUAAGAAAAUCAAUCAUUUUUAGAGGACUCCAAGAUAUGGAAUCUAGAGAAUAUCGAGAUCGGUAAAGAUCGGUGUCAUAGGGAGAGAAAAAUCGUGAGAAAAAUGGUGUAAAAUACCAGAAAUACUAGAAUUUCUUUAAUUCACAAAUGAAAAGUGCUCUUAAUACCGUGAAUUUUCUAGUUCAUUCUGUAAUUGAUCGUAUGUACCUCCAAUUUAGUAAAGAGCACUAUAACAUUUGAAGAUCUGUCAUUUUUUAUUUGAGUUUGAAGAAAAAAUUGAUGGAAAUCCCUUAAAAAUUCCUAUCCACAUC